Molecule: messenger RNA, 7305 nt
Organism: Ictalurus furcatus (blue catfish)
Lineage: Eukaryota; Metazoa; Chordata; Actinopteri; Siluriformes; Ictaluridae
Product: NACHT, LRR and PYD domains-containing protein 12-like
Exons: 15
Coding region: 197-3673 (1158 amino acids)
Molecular function (GO): protein binding
Source: RefSeq, a predicted model, not a curated record
CUCUCAGACUCAACUCCAUUUUGUCUCUGUUGGAAAAGCAGAAAAACCUCAACACCAGGCAGAAACGGUGAUAUAAAUGUCACACAACAUGGAUUGCUGAAUAAAAGAGUGUCAGUAAUUCCAGCAGAAGAGAUCAGCAUCUUCAGGACUCAGCUGUGUGUCCAUGAGCGGUCUGUGUUUACACUAAUAUUCAAACAUGGAGACCCCUGACCUGGACACAGAUAAUGUGACUCCACCCUCAAACAACCAUAAACUACAGAGAAAGAGAUCAGACUCACCAGAACCCAGCUGUGUCUCCAUGAAGAGCGAUGCGUCUAUGGAUCCUCCUCGGAACUUUAGAAAUAGAGACUCCUCACCUGACAACAGUAAACUACAGAGAAAGAGAUCAGACUCCCCAGAACCCAGCUGUGUCUCCAUGAAGAGUGAUGCGUCUAUGGAUCCUCCUCGGAACUUUAAAAAUGGAAACCCCUCGUCUGUACACAGUAAACUACAGAGAAAGAGAUCAGACUCACCAGAACCCAGCUGUGUCUCCAUGAAGAGCGAUGCGUCUAUGGAUCCUCCUCGGAACUUUAGAAAUAGAGACUCCUCACCUGACAACAGUGUUCUACAGAAGUCAGGAGACAGAAGAGAAAAGAACAUCAUCACAGCUACAGGACACGACCCGGAACCUGCUGCUGUAAAUGAAUUCCAGAAAAUGUUCAAAUUAAAUCUGGUGAAGAAGUUUCAGUGUUUAAAUGGAGUGAUGAUAAACCUGGAAAACCGAACACUCCUGAAUGAGAUCUACACAGAGCUCUACAUCACAGAGGGAGACAGUGGAGACGUCAAUAAAGAACAUGAGGUGAGACAGAUCGAGGCAGCAUCCAGGAGAACAACAACAGCGGAAACACCAAUCAAAUGCAAUGACAUCUUUAAGCCCUUAUCUGAUCAAGACAAACCCAUCAGAACUGUGCUGACAAAGGGAGUCGCUGGCAUCGGAAAAACAGUUUCUGUGCAGAAGUUCAUUCUGGACUGGGCUGAAGGGAAAGCAAAUCAGGACGUCCAGCUCAUGUUUCCACUUCCUUUCAGAGAGCUGAAUUUGAUGAAGGACCAUAAACUGAGUCUGAUGGAUCUCCUUCAUGUCUGUUUUAAGGAGACAAAAGAAACAGAAAUGUCCAGUUUGGAAAAGGUUCUGUUCAUUUUUGACGGAUUGGACGAGUAUCGUUUUCCUCUGGAUUUCCAGAACACAGAGAGAGUGUGUGAUGUAACUGAAUCAGCAUCAGUGCAUGUGCUGCUGAUAAACCUGAUCAAAGGGAAUCUGCUUCCCUCUGCUCUCAUCUGGAUCACCUCCCGACCAGCAGCAGCUGAUCAAAUCCCCUCUGAGUGUGUCCAUCGAGUCACAGAGGUACGAGGGUUCAAUGACCCACAGAAGGAGGAGUACUUCAGGAAGAGGAUCAGUGAUCAGAGCCUGGCCAAUAACAUCAUCACACACCUGAAGUCAUUAAGAAGCCUCUACAUCAUGUGCCACAUCCCAGUCUUCUGCUGGAUUUCAGCCACUGUUCUAGAGAGAAUGUUGGAUGAAGCAGAGAGUGGAGAGAUGCCCAAGACUCUGACUCAAAUGUACACACACUUCCUCAUCAUUCAGACAAACAUCAUAAGAGAAAAGUACUCGAAGAAGCAGGAGAGUGAUGAAGAAAUGCUUCUCAAACUGGGACACCUGGCUUUUCAGCAGCUGAUGAAAGGCAACCUGAUCUUCUAUGAGGAAGACCUGAGAGAGUGUGGCAUUGAUGUGAGAGAAGCAGCAGUGUACUCAGGUGUGUGUACUCAGAUCUUCAGAGAAGAGUUUGGACUUCACCAGAGUAAAGUGUACUGCUUUGUUCAUCUGAGCAUUCAGGAGCAUCUCGCAGCUCUGUAUGUGCACCUGACAUUCAUGAAGGAAAAGAGAAAUGUUCUUGAACAGAGUCGGGUCUUUAAGACAAUUUCAGAUGUCCUCAAGAGUGCUGUAAAUCAGGCCUUAUACAGUGAGACCGGAAAUCUAGAUCUUUUCCUUCGUUUUCUUCUGGGUCUCUCACUGGAGUCCAAUCAGAACCUCUUACAUUCCUUACUAACACAUACAGAAAGUAGCUCCCAGACAGGAAAGGGGGACACAGUACAGUACAUCAAGGAGAAGAUCAGUGGAGAUACCCCUACAGAGAAAUCCAUCAAUCUGUUCCACUGUCUGAAUGAACUGGGGGACAAUUCUCUAGUGGAGGAAAUCCAACGCUACCUGAAAUCUGGAACACAAAGUGAACUCUCUUCUUCACAGUGGUCUGCUCUGGUGUUUGUCUUACUGACAUCAGCAGAGGAACUGGAGGAAUUUGACCUGAGUAAAUAUAUCUCUACAGAUAAAAUAACAGAUUGGAUUCUUGAGAAGGUGAUGCCUGUGAUUGCAGCAUCCAGAAAAGCAAUUAUCAGGUGUGAUACAAUUCAAUACAGUGGUUGGUCAGCUCUGGACUCAGUGCUCAGCUCAGAAACCUCCAAUCUGAGAGAACUGCAUCUGACUGUGGAUACACUGGAUCUGACUGGGAGUGAUCUAGGAGACUCAGGAGUGAAGCGUCUCUCUGCUCUACUGGAGAAUCCUCAGUGUAAAGUAAAAAAUCUGAAGCUGAGUAGGUGUGAUAUCUCAGAUGAACGCUGUGCUGCUCUGACUUCAGCUCUGAGAUCAAACCCCUCACACCUGAGAGAACUGGAUCUGUCCUGGAAUAAUCUAGGAGACUCAGGAGUGAAAAGUCUCUCUGCUGUACUGGAGAAUCCUCUCUGUAAACUGGAGAAACUAAAGUUGGAGUAUUGUGAUAUCUCAGGUGAAGGCUGUGCUGCUCUGACUUCAGCUCUGAGAUCAAACCCCUCACACCUGAGAGAACUGGAUCUGUCUAGGAAUAAACUAGGAGACUCAGGAGUGAAGAGUCUCUCUGCUGUACUGGAGAAUCCUCUCUGUAAACUGGAGAUACUGUGGUUGGAAGAUUGUGAUGUCUCAGAUGAAGGCUGUGCUGCUCUGACUUCAGCUCUGAGAUCAAACCCCUCACACCUGAGAGAACUCAAUCUGUCUGUGAAUAAACUAGGAGACUCAGGAGUGAAGAGUCUCUCUGCUGUACUGGAGAAUCCUCACUGUAAACUGGAGAUACUGAAGUUGUGUAAGUGUGGUGUCUCGGUUGAAGGCUGUGCUGCUCUGACUUCAGCUCUGAGAUCAAACCCCUCACACCUGAGAGAACUGAAUCUGUCUGUGAAUAAACUAGGAGACUCAGGAGUGAAGAGUCUCUCUGCUGUACUGGAGAAUCCUCUCUGUAAACUGGAGAAACUGACGAUGUCCAAUUGUGAUAUCUCGGGUGAACGCUGUGCUGCUCUGACUUCAGCUCUGAGAUCAAACCCCUCACACCUGAGAGAACUGGAUCUGUCUCUGAAUAAACUAGGAGACUCAGGAGUGAAGUGUCUCUCUGCUGGACUGCAGAAUCCUCUCUGUAAACUGGAGAUACUGAGGUUGUGUGAUUGUGGUGUCUCAGGUGAAGGCUGUGCUGCUCUGGCUUCAGCUCUGAGAUCAAACCCCUCAUACCUGAUAGAACUGAAUGUGUCUGGGAAUGAAAUAGGAGACUUAGGAGUGAAGAGUCUCUCUGCUCUGAAGAAUGAUAAACAAUCCAAACUACAGACACUGAGAUUUUACUAGACUACACACAUCUCUGUACCGAGUAGAACAACCUGUGAUCCCUGGGCAACAUUUCCUCAAUCCCAAUGAAAACCUGAGGGAUUAUUUGGAACAGCAGGUGAAAAACCACACGGACUCCAGCUGAAGCCAGUCAGUGGAAGACGGAGCUGAAAUGGAUAGGAACAGUUUCAUGACAUUGGUGGGAUUCUCACCUGACAGGAUUAGCAUCUGAGGAGUUUAUGUGAAGAAGCCCCUAGGAGACUCACCACAAGUCACAUUUCUCACUCUGUCCUUUAGUUGGUAUUUAAUAUAGUGUAGAUCUUAAAUCCUCAGACAUGGUGUUCCUGAGCUGUUAGGAAUCAUCAUCAUAAUUAGAGCUGCUCAAGUUUGAUUCCCAUCACACGCAGUCAUGAACACAUGACACACAAUGUGCUUCUUCCCCAAACUGUUUCCACAAAGUCUGAAACACACAAUUGUACAGAAACUCUUUGAAUCUAUUUAUGUGUAAAACUUACAACAGCAAUAAUUGUUUACCAGAAGGUGUUAAUCCUACAAAUCCGGCAUCUAAUCAUCAGCAGUUUUUAAUAAGCUUACUGGCUAUUUUAAACAGUUUCUGGCUAUUUUAAACAUUUUCUUUUAAAAAAAAAAUAUAUCAAAUACAUUGAGCAUGUGUAAAAGUUUGAAUAAGACUCUCAUACACAUAACAAAAUAAUCUGAUCCAGUUUUCUGUUCACACUUUAAACCCAGGAUUGACUUUCCCAGUAUUUUCCCAGCACACGUGCACAACCCCAUCAUCAUCAACUGCAGAGAAAACAAGUGUAUAAAGCUGAGUGUAGAGUGCGUGUGCGUACCUUUUUUUGCUCCAGUAAGGGCAGAGAGUCUAUGAGCAGAGUCAUCCAGAAGCUGUGUGGAGAGAUCUUUGCUGUCAUGAGGGAGAGCAGGAGCUUCACCGCCUCUGUGAACUUCUUCUCUUCAUACACUCAUGGUACUUUAUUGUCAAAUGACAAAGCGCGGUGAUGCACAGUGGGAGCGUGAGUAAGAUCUGUAAUAUCAGUGUACAGUGUGAAUUUGUGUACAGUAUAUAACAUAGAAUGUCCCUCAUAGCUAUCCGCCCGAGCGGGAAUGGCACCAGCAGUUGGAAGAAAAAUGGAAGAACACACUUAACUGACAAGUCCUUUGCUCUGUUGCGGAAUGAAGCGUGGAGAAAACUGGAUAACGGCGGACGGCAGAGAUAAAGGAGGCGAAUAACGCUUAGUACGUGAGGUAACCACGAAGGGAGUCAGAAUGGUAGCUACUCACAUAGAGCCUGAUGAGACCAGAUAACAAGUAUGUGAUAUCAGUGUGCUUAUGAAUAGUUCAUGAUUAGGGUGAUACAGGUGUGGCAGGUUAGUACUCAGGUGAUUGUGAACAGGUAAGUGGAGCUGAAGGACCUGGUGUUGACGGUAUGCUGGAUGAAUCUGUGACAGAACACCCCCCCCCCCCCCCCCCCGCCUCAGGAAGUCUUUAUCACUCCCAGAAUCUGCCCCCUCAUCCGUGUCUGACUCCUUUCUCAUCUUCUGAACAGAAACAUCAAACUGGGAUCAGUACUUUUAACAAGUUACAGUUUCACCACUGACUGCUACAAAGCACUGACACUGAACACUCCUUCCAUAAACGUCUCCUUCCAAUAAACUCUCACUAUGUUAAUCUUUAGCAAUGUUAAAUGUUCACAGUUCUGAUUACAUUUAUGGAUACAUGUGGCAAAAAUGCUGUUUUUCUUAUGUGGCUUUGUUAAUAAUGCUGGUUAAUGUAAUACAAGGACAAUAUUUUAGGUAGUCCAUCGUGAAUGUAGCAUAAAUAAUGAUGUAAAUCUUUUCUAGCAUAAGGCGAUAUCAUAAAGGCAGCUCUAAAAAAAAAAAAAAGAAUGGAUAAAGAAUUUUGCCAGAGCCGUAUCUCCCUGCAGUUCUCACCUGGUUUCCCAUUGAUGCUAAACAGGGUUGAGUGUGGCCAGCACCUGGAUGGGAGACCUCCUGGGGAAGACUAAGGUUGCUGCUGAACUUGGUAUUAGUGAGGCCAGCAGGGGGCACUCGCCUUGUGUACUGUGUGGGGCUCAAUGUUCCAGUAUAGUGAAGGGGACACUAUACUAUAAAAACAGCAAUGUCUUUCAGAUGAGACGUUAAACUGAGGUCCUCUGUGGCCAUAAAAAAUCCCAGGACACUUAUGGUAAAAUAGUGUCCAGGUGAAAUUCCCCCAUUGGCCCUUCUCCAUCAUGGCCACCUAAUGAUCCCCAUCUCUGAAUUGGCUACAUCACUCUCUCCUCUCCACUAAUAGCUGGAUCAUCCAGCUGGAUGAUAACACAGGACAAUCUGUUCAAUUUAAAUGAACUAUUAUUUCACCACAACCUUGCAGCGGUUGCUUAAUUAUGUAAAUGAUACAUUACCCUUUAAAAAAUCAUCCCACAAACGCUCUGAACUGUGUCGAAUAAAUCUAUUAAGUCUGUACCGGUACGUCUCGGAUAUUGUCAUGAUGAGACGUUAGGACCAGGAAGGAAACACUUUCAAGUUGAGUGAGUGACUGUUAGCAUCAUCUUUUCUUUUUUUAAUAAUUUUUAUUUAUUUAUUUAUUUUUUGCAUCUUUCAAACGCCCAGCUGCAAUAACAUCACUGUGCAGAUAAACCACAUUUUAGACUCAUUGGCUGGCAUCAUUUCCCGAUUUUAAAAAACAACAACCCAUAAUUUAUUUCAUGUACAGAGUCUAUUCUGAAGACAAGAAGUCUGUUUGUUGAACUAGUCCACUGUUCACUAAAGGAGACCUGAGUGUAAAACUGCAUGUGGUAAUUGCAGUCCCAAGGCCAUCGCAGCAACCGUAGUCCCAGCAACCACAGCAAGAAUCCAUCCGUCUUCUACCGCUUACUCCUUUUCAGGGUCACGAGGAACCUGGAGCCUAUCCCCGGGAGCAUCGGGCACAAGGCAGGGUACACCCUGGACAGGGUGCUAGUCCACAACGAGAAUGUCCAUGUGGAAUUGGAGUUAUACACUUAUAUUAUAUAUAUUGAUAUCAUGCACAUCUGCUAGAAAUAGUCCUGUUUAAAAUGCUAGCAAAUACUUAGUUUUAUUUUUUGAAGAACUUCCACUCCUGAUUCUCAUUUGGAUAAAAACAAAAGAAAAACCCCGGCUCUUAAUGUAUCGUGUUGCCUUCUCGAGCAUCAGUGAUACUAGUCCCUCAGUGUGAAAAGAUGGAUCUCAACAUCAUAUAGUCACUACUGGAAAGGGGUAAAAAAUGUAGAAGAUACUGGAAAAGCAGAGAAUUUGCAGGAUUUUUCUGAAUAACAGUGGGCAGUUUUACUGCUCAGGACAAACAAGGGACUCAUGGUCAACUCUCACAAAACAUAAAAACAGUCAUGGAUCAACCAAUUAAGGACACAUGGUAUUAAUAAUCAAGCAUGUGUAAACUUUUGAGCAGGGUAAUUUUUAUGAAUUCAGUUAUCUUCUUGUCUUGAGGACGAUAUGUAAACAUCUGUUAUGUGAAAUAGAUUAUUAGAUAAUUAGAUUACUAUAUAAACAACAACAUGGGAGUUUUAUGAUCGCUCUUAUUUUGUUAACAGUAUUAAGAUUUAUAAGGAGUAUGCAAACAUUUGGGCACAAAUAUAAAUAAAAAUAUAUCAAAUAAAAAAA